Emericellopsis cladophorae is the source of this 900-nucleotide messenger RNA. Its product is annotated as FYVE-type zinc finger-containing protein-like protein. NCBI's taxonomy places the organism in Eukaryota, Fungi, Ascomycota, Sordariomycetes, Hypocreales, Bionectriaceae. The record is from RefSeq and is a predicted model, not a curated record. Gene Ontology annotation, molecular function: metal ion binding. Bases 1 to 900 code for a protein of 299 amino acids. The transcript has 2 exons.
AUGGCCUCCGAUUUAAUCAUGCCCAACAUGCUACCGACCGAGCAGAAGCUCCCCUAUACCCCUCAGCAUCAGCCCCAGGACUCUCGGCAGCGUAUUCAACGGCCUCAGCAUGUCCGAUCCACGUCUUAUCACACCCCAACUGGGUCCCAGCAGAUCUCACCGCUGAGCACUUCGGACCAAGAGCAGCAGAGAUCAUCCAUGCCCUCGUCGCCCAAGAGCAACAAUGAUCGCCAGAGUGGUCGCCCAAUGUACAUGCCGGCUGUCUUGCGACCCAACAGCGACUUCACGCAAGUCUCACGGACCAGCACGGGCACCUACUCGCCAGUGUCAGAGCACAGCCGCAGUCGCCGCAACUCGAACAGCGGGACGUUUCGCAACGUGCCUGGCUUUGGUGUCAUCCAAAGGCUGAGCCGACGCUCCACGGACGAGCUGGCCAAGGAGAAGGAGCUCGUCGGCACCCUCGAUCACAAGCUGUUCCCCGAGGUGACAGACGCUCCGACGCGACAGCACUGGAAGCCUGACCCGGAAUCCUCCAUCUGCGACGAUGCCACUUGCCGGCGCGGCUUCAGCUACUUUGUCCGUCGCCACCACUGCCGACGAUGCGGCAACAUCUUCUGCGAUGAGCAUUCCAGCUACGAGACCCCGCUCGACCAGGACGCCAACUACAACCCCCGCGGCGCCCCGUCGCGCACCUGCAACCACUGCUUUGAGGAGUAUCGCGUCUGGCACAGCCGGAACAACAGCCACAGCUCGAGCUCCGUGUCGUCGAAUGACAUGCCUGUCACGCCCAUCUCCGCGGCCGGGAAGCCGAGCCAGAAUCUACAGGCCGGCCUGCAGCUGGCAAAGAGCCCCAACGCGGCCGCCAGCGUCCCUCGCGACUGGUCAUGGAGCACUUUCUAG